Molecule: messenger RNA, 2957 nt
Organism: Dendroctonus ponderosae (mountain pine beetle)
Lineage: Eukaryota; Metazoa; Arthropoda; Insecta; Coleoptera; Curculionidae
Product: glycoprotein-N-acetylgalactosamine 3-beta-galactosyltransferase 1
Exons: 7
Coding region: 96-1229 (377 amino acids)
Cellular component (GO): membrane
Molecular function (GO): N-acetylgalactosaminide beta-1,3-galactosyltransferase activity
Source: RefSeq, a predicted model, not a curated record
UUUGCCAUUCUCAUCAGGUGUUGAUAAGUGAGACCAAGAUGUGCAUUUUGUGUAAAUGGAGAUAAUAAAGUUAAUCGUUCUAUGUAAGCACUAGGAUGGGGCGGGCACUGGAAAACCGUGUAUAUCGUAGAGUUCCUCCAGCAGCAUACGCAUUAUUUGGUAUAAGUAUCGGAUUUAUUAUAGGAAUGAUCCUGUUCAGACAGGUAGAUACAAAUAUUACAUCAUUUUUCAGGGACAAUACUGAAGAGCCCAUAAUCACUGUUGUCGAAGGCCACGAGGAUCGUGAUCAUGAUCACGCAAUUAACCCUUUAUUGGCCAAGCAACUGUAUGAAGAAGUGCGUGUUUUCUGUUGGAUUUUAACCGGCCCUGAAAACCACUAUUCCAAAGCAAUACAUGUAAAAGCCACUUGGGGAAAACGCUGCAAUCGUUUGAUAUUCAUGAGCACGGUAGAAGAUUCUUCAUUGCCUUCAAUAGCAUUGCCUGUGAUCGAAGAUCGAAAUAAUCUAUGGGGAAAGACCAAACAAGCAUUUAAAUACCUUUACGAGCAUUACUAUGAUGAAGCAGACUGGUUCUUCAAAGCAGACGACGACACGUAUACCAUAAUGGAAAAUAUGAGAUAUAUGCUGCACUAUCAUAACAGCAACGAUCCGGUGUAUUUCGGGUUUCGCUUUAAACCGUAUGCCAAGCAAGGAUAUAUGAGCGGUGGCGCGGGAUACGUCUUGAGCAAAGAAGCUUUGAGACGGUUUGUUGAAGAAGCGCUGCCAAACCCACUCAAAUGUAAGGAAGACAAUACGGGAGCUGAAGACGCCGAAAUGGGAAAAUGUCUGGAAGCUGUGGGUGUAGAAGCGGGUGAUUCGCGAGACAACGAAGGUCGCAGUACGUUUCUUCCACUGUUUGCCACCGACUUUUUGAACCUAAAAGCAAUGAAGAAAGAUUUUUGGUUUUGGAGUUAUUCGUAUUAUCCUUUUAAAUCGGGAAUGGAUUGUUGUUCGGACAACCUGAUAUCAGUUCAUUACGUUUCGACCCAAAACAUGUACCUGCUGGAAUACUUGAUUUAUCACGUAAAACCAUUUGGAUUAUCGUACAAUCCGAAUUUAGAUGCACUUGUCUUUGGAAACCAAUCAAAUUUAUCUUCAACUGCUCUAACUACAAAUACGAAAAUUAAAUUCAAUCUCAUUAAAUCUCAAGAUCCAACAAAUAUAUCUACUAGUUGGGAUGACUAUACAUAACUGUAGGCUACAGGCUAUUUAUAUCAUGUUUAAGUAAUAAUAAUCUACAGGCUACAGGUUACAGUUAUAUCAUGUUUAAGUAAGUAAUAAGCAGUUUUGGAAAAAUAUUUCAACCUCGGUUGGCUCGUUAGUUCAAUUAUCUUUAACAAUAUUAAUCUAUUAUAGCUCAACAAACACAAGUUUAAAUUAAAUAAAACUGAAACAACACGUAACUGAUCAAUUUAUUACCUAUCAGUUAAUAAUGAUGUAAAGGUUGCAUCGACACUCCUAUCUCAUCACCGUCAUCAAUUAAAAAAAAAACACAUUUUCUUUAAAAUAUUCUAAUAAAGCAAUUCCUAUUUUUAUUUUAUGACAUGUAUAAACUGCUCAAGAAAAUCAACUUUACACUGACAAAUUUGGACUAAGUUGGGAACUGGAUACAUUUUGAUGGCUCCAAGUGAUUUGGUUUAUGUUUGAAGGGUUAUUUAGUGCAAUUCUUCUUCGGUUAAGUCGUGGUUUGCCGAAAAAUUAGUGCGUCAGAUAAAGUUUAUACAGGGUGGCCAAUGAAACGAUCCAAAUCUGAGUUGAACAAAAAAAAAAGAUUUUUUUUUAUUUCUACACCACAAGCGCGAAGAUAGGCCUUAUGUCUUCAAGAACGUCUCCGUUUUUUAAUUUUCGCUCAUCUUCCUGUUUAUUUACAGAGUUCGAUUACAGAUUCUUCCAAAAAAUCUACCUUUUCGCCUUGCAGUGAUAUAUUUUUUCUUUUGAACCGAGUAUCAAAAUCGAAGGCUGAAGUUGAAGGUUAAAUUUCGCAAUAAACUUGAGAACAAAAUGUAAUAAACAGGGUUGCACCCAUGAAUUCUUGGAAAAUGUAUUUUACUUUAGCUGAAAGUCAGCCAGAAUCACAGAUUUUGAGGGCAAUUCUGAUUUAAGUAAUUUUUCGUGCAGCCCUGAAUAUCAAAUGUUUACCUUAUAUUGAAGUCUAUGAAGUUUUAGCUUUUGUAUAUCAAAUUAAAAAACCUUUUCGAGCUAUUUGAAUUAUUUUAAAACGUUUUUCCAUUUUUAUUGGGUGGCGGCAUCUAAUAAAACUCUUUGUCUACUAGGAGCAUACCAAACUUUGCAAAAUUUUGCAUUUUUUUGUUUACCACCCUGCAGAAAAUUUCUAUGAGGUGAAUCAGAACACAAAUAGGGCUAAAUAACGCUUCAAUCAGAAAACAAAUUUCUCGAAGCAAUAAAAUUUAUCCAGUUCCAAAGUUAUGGAAAAUUUGGGUGAGUAACAGUAAUUUUGCUGAGCAGUUUAGUUUUUUAUCUACAGUUUCUUCAGUUUUGCUGGUAAAACAUAGCUACUUCCAGUAAUUAAAAAAACUCUUUAAGAUCAGGCGAAUUAUACAUUUUCAUUUCUGAUAUUAAACUGUUUAUUUUACAACUGUUACUGUUACUGUUACUGUUUAAAACAUUUAUUUUCGAACUUUAAUAACUUAUUGCAUACUUUAUUUAUUAGCUAGAACUUCUAUCUGCUUUCUUGGCUGUAAAAUUUUAUGAUUAUUUAUUUAGGCUAAUAAUUAGAGUCCACUGAGAAUAAAUCGUAAAAAGCAACUUUUCAUGUCAAUUUGCUUCUAUCGUGGUAUACAUAACUGGUAUACCAGUUACUAGUCCCUUUGCCUAUAAGUAUUUUUUUUAAUUUUAAGUUUUAAAUUUUAAGUUAUGUGCUUACUUUAUUACCUAAAAACUAAAUGAAAACGCAUUAUU